AUGAAAGCUCCCUGUGCAGAGGGAUGUUUUUCCAGCCAUUUGCUCUGUAUCCUCGGCUCUCAGUACAGCCUGAUCCAAAACUGUACCCCCUCAAGGAGAAUGUGGCCUCAAGGGGCCGCCUUUGUGGCCCUGCCCCUCCUGGGGCCCACCCUGGUCUGGCUGCUCACCCAUCAUUGGAUGUCUGGUUGGUGUGACAGCCUGAGAAAGCUGCCCUGGUGCCCAUCCCACAGAGUCUUGUUGCUGGUGUGGACAGCCAUCUACUCUAUCACGGGAUAUGCCUCCUACCUUGUGUGGAAGGACCUGGGAGGGGGCUUUGGGCGGCCCCUGGCCCUGCCCCUCGGCCUCUAUGCUGUGCAGCUCGCCAUCAGCUGGACUGCCCUGAUUCUCUUGUUCACAGCCCACACCCCCGGUCUGGCCCUGCUGCACCUGCUGCUGCUCUUCGGGCUGGUGGUGAGCACGGCACUGAUCUGGCACCCCAUCAACAAGCUGGCUGCCCUGCUCCUGCUGCCCUACCUGGCCUGGCUCACCGUGGUUUCUUCCAUCACCUAUCGCCUGUGGAGGGACAGCCUUUGUCCAGAACACCAGCCCCAGCCCACGUGGGAGAAGCGUGACUGA
Molecule: messenger RNA, 615 nt
Organism: Lipotes vexillifer (Yangtze River dolphin)
Lineage: Eukaryota; Metazoa; Chordata; Mammalia; Artiodactyla; Lipotidae
Gene: TSPO2
Product: translocator protein 2
Exons: 4
Coding region: 1-615 (204 amino acids)
Cellular component (GO): mitochondrial outer membrane
Source: RefSeq, a predicted model, not a curated record